UGUGACCUGAUAAACCGCUGGAAGCUGCGGAAGGAUUGUUACUUUAACUCUUCUCCACUCCUCUUUCUCCUCCUCCUCCUCCUCCUCCUCCUCCUCCUCUUCCUCUCUCUCUUUGUCUCCAUGCGGUUCUCCCUCCCGCACCGACACAAACACCGGGCCUUCCUGUAGCCUCCGCCCCGGUCUCCCUGUCCCUCCGGCCGGCGGAGCUUCCCAGCUGAGCCCCGCUGAGGUGGCCUGGUUCCCGGCGAGAGAUGCUGUAGAGCAGCCGGCGGAGGAGAUGCUUCUUCCGGACUGAAGAGAGCAGAAAGCAGCGGAGGGAAAGCAGGAAGAUGUCCGGCAGGAUGCCUCUGACCCCGGUGAGCGAGUCCGAACAGGCACCGCCAAAGUGUUCAGACAGGCUCCCCGAGCCACCGGCUCCGCCCACCAAAUCCUCGAGCCGCCACAGUCUGCCGCCAUGUCGCAGCUCUGUGGCCUCCCUCACCGACGAACAGCCGCACGUCGGCAACUACCGCCUGAUGAAGACCAUCGGCAAGGGCAACUUCGCCAAAGUCAAACUGGCCCGACACACACUGACGGGCCGAGAGGUCGCCAUCAAGAUCAUCGACAAGACGCAGCUGAAUCCGACCAGUCUGCAGAAGCUCUUCAGGGAAGUCAGUGUGAUGAAGAUCCUCAACCACCCCAACAUCGUGAAGCUGUUUGAGGUUAUUGAGACGGAGAAAACUCUGUACCUGGUGAUGGAGUACGCCAGCGGAGGUGAGGUCUUUGACUACUUGGUCGCUCAUGGACGGAUGAAGGAGAAGGAGGCCAGAGCCAAGUUCCGCCAGAUCGUGUCAGCUGUGGAGUACUGUCACCAGAAGAGGAUUGUACACAGAGACCUCAAGGCAGAGAACCUCCUGCUGGACGCCGACAUGAACAUUAAAAUCGCCGACUUCGGCUUCAGUAACGAGUUCACGAUGGGCAGCAAGUUGGACACGUUCUGCGGCUCCCCUCCUUACGCGGCUCCUGAACUCUUCCAGGGGAAGAAGUAUGAUGGGCCGGAGGUGGACGUCUGGAGUCUGGGAGUGAUUCUCUACACGCUGGUCAGCGGCUCGCUGCCCUUCGACGGACAGAACCUCAAGGAGCUGAGGGAGCGUGUUCUCAGAGGAAAAUACCGGAUUCCCUUCUACAUGUCGACUGACUGUGAAAACCUGCUGAAGAAGCUGCUGGUCCUGAACCCCGGGAAGCGAGGCAGCCUUCAGCAAGUCAUGAAGGAUCGAUGGAUGAAUGUCGGCUACGAGAGCGAGGAUCUGAAACCGUUCACAGAACCAGAGCAGGACUUCAGCGACCUCGAACGCAUCGAGCUGUUGGGGACGAUGGGAUUCCCUCAGGAGGAAGUGAUGAAGGCGCUGGACGGUCAGAAAUACAACGAGGCGAUGGCGACGUACCUGCUGCUGGGGAAGAAACCCGCUGAGUUUGAAGGCACAGAGUCUUUGUCCAGCGGUAACCUGGUUCCAAGGUCGCGACCCUGCAGCGACCUCAACGGCUCCAGUCAGUCCCCCGCCCACUCUCGCAACGUACCGACCAAUCAGAAGCAGCGGCGUUUCAGCGACCACGUGGCGCCUUCCAUCCCCCCGCCUGUCUCCUACACCAAGCGUUCCCACGCCAACAGCGUAGAGAGCGACAGAAGGGAAGAUCCCGCCUCACCCGUGGGAGCUCCGGACCGCAGGAAGUCAGCCACAGCCUCAGGGAGCAUGACUCGCAGGAACACGUAUGUUUAUGAGAGGACGAGCGCUGACCGCCACUCCGCCGCCAUCCCCAACGGGAAAGACAGCAGUCUACCUGAGGUACCUGCAGCGUCCCCCUCCCCGUCACCAGGGGGAGCCGUCUCCUCCACACGCCCCCGUCAUGUCAAGUCCAUGUCAGCGUCAGGACAUCCCAUGAAGUCCAGCCUGCCCCCCAUCGACGACAACGCGGAGUAUCAGAGCUCCCCCCACCAGCCCCCCUCCUCGCCGUCAGCCUUCAGUGUCACCAGCAGCAGCAGCAGCACCACGCCGGACCGGACCCGCUUCCCCCGCGGCUCCUCCAGCCGCUCCACCUUCCAUGGCGCUCAGCUCAGAGACCGACGACCCGCCACGUACAACGGGCCCCCGGCCUCGCCCAGCCUGUCGCAGCACGCUGCCGCGUCCCUGGCCACACCUCACCGUGGCACCUCCACCUCCCUCAUCGGGAAGAUCACCUCCAAGUUUGUACGCAGGAGUUUAUCAGGUGAACCCAAAGAGGAGGUGCGGGACUCCAAGCCUCGCUCGCUGCGGUUCACCUGGAGCAUGAAGACCACGUCCUCCAUGGAGCCGGGCGACAUGAUGAAGGAGAUCCGGCGGGUUCUGGACGCCAACAACUGUGACUAUGAGCAGCGCGAGCGCUACAUGCUGUUCUGCGUGCAUGGCGACGCCCGGCAGGACAGCCUGGUCCAGUGGGAGAUGGAGGUGUGCAAACUGCCCCGCCUCUCACUGAACGGCGUGCGGUUUAAACGGAUCUCGGGCACGUCCAUCGCCUUCAAAAACAUCGCCUCCAAAGUGGCCAAUGAGCUCAGGCUGUGAGCGAAUCACAUGAUCCUGAAACACUGACGAGGAGGACGUCUCUGCACCUCCUCUUCAAAGGACGACGCCCCGUCACGUGGCGGCGGCCGUCUUGUGUUCAGCACUAUUCCAGGAUAACUGCUGUAUGACUCAGAGAAACUUCACCUUAUUAUACUCCACACGGUUACUAUUUAAUGUUAUCACUAAAUGUUGACGCCAGUGAAACCAAAUAUGAAAUCAAGUGGCGGCGCAGACAUCCAGCAGGUCGUGGUUCGUCCCUCGGUGUUCGGUCGGUUUAUCGCUGCGUUUACAUGCACUAAAGAAAUCUGAUCCUCCCAAAACCUUGGAGACUGAGUCCUGACCAUCACGUAAAGUGGAAACUCUGUCAGGUCAAAGGGAUUAAAGCUGAUCCACACAGGUAGAUUUCUACUGGAGGAACCUGCGAGCGAGCAAAGAGCCAGGACAGGAAGGAGUAUUCAGGAGGAGACGGAUCAGACUGCAUGUAAUCUGAAGUGUUAGAGUUAUUAUAAUGUUGCUGAGCAUGUCAACGCGUUAUCCAGUUUCUUGCCUUAACCUGAUCUCUUGACAGUGACCUGGUUCCUGGAGUGCAGGUGAAUCAUUACCUCUGCUCUACCUGUGCAACUCUGCUGGCAUGUGAAGUACAGGAAAGUAGAACAGCUGGCUACAGAUGCAGUGAAGGUCGAAAACACUCAGUAUUCAUCAUGACCCUGUUGUGAGCAGACAAAUUAAUUAAAGGAGAGCGUCGGUGAGUUUUAUGGACGUGGACGAAACCAAGUUACAAACACCCUCGCUAUCAGUUUUUUCUUCGCUCACCAAGUAAUCACUGUUUAGCUUUGUUAAAAUCAUGAAGGUUUCAAAUUCUUAUUGUAGCUGCUGCAGUGAAGCCGAUUUGUCUUAGAACAUGGAAAAUAAACGCUUCAUUUCCUCUUAAAGACCAAUGAAAGAAAAGCUGAGUGAGAGAUUAGCUAGCGAACGUGUUUAUGUCAUGACUCUCUGUUGCGGCGAUGGCGCAAUUGCAUAUAAAGUCAAUGCUAAUGCUGCAUUCACGUGCUCCUCGGAAGGUCCCGUUUUCUGAGUUGGGAAGUCGUUCUUCCAACAUCGGUGCGUUCACGGUUUUGUUUAAGUCAAAUUGUGGAAACAACAUGGCUGUUACGAAGAUAUGCAGUGUCUUAUUGGUCAGAGCGUUAAACAACAGGUUGCUAGCUUACUGCUAACGAAUAAUGUUUCUAACUGAUCCAGGUUCUAUGUGGACAGCAACUAACAGUUACAACCUAAUAACAUAUUAUAAUUUAAAUGUUAGUGAAAUAAUGCACGAGAUGCAAAAUGUGAAUUUGCACCAUUAAUCAAACGUUUCUCACCAUCAACCAAACAUUUACUUUCGUCUGCCAUGUUUCUGCAUAAAUGACAUCAACAACUUUUCGUUUCGCGCGAUAGACGGUGAGUGAAGGGAUUGAAAACGGUCAGUUUGAGCUGUAGCACAAACAAGACACAGGGUUGCCAGACGUCCUGGUUUUCCUGGGUUUGUUCUGUUUUUGAAACGACUGUCCCGGAAAAUUGAUAUUCUUUCCUGGGAUACAAAUUGUCUCAGCUUUUGUGAAAAUGCAUGUAAAAAAAAAAAAAAAAAAACUCAUUUAUUUCCCUAUAACGCUAUUCUGCUUUCUUCCUGGUUAUGUCCAACCCCGUGUUAGGGGGUACACAAGUGGCAGCAAGGGUGUUAGUAAAAAAAGAAAAAACUUUGGCAUGGCCCAAUGGACAAGUGGUUAGGGUGCACACUUUAGCUCUGAGCCGCCGAUCCUGGGUUUGACUCCCGACCGGCUCUUUACUGCAUAUCUCAAAAUAAAACUUCAGUUUUUGAAAUGGGGGAGAGAUGGAUGAGAAGGACGUAGAAACAAAACCAGGGGAAAAUUUGAAUCAUCGCCUCGUGGUUGUAUCCCUCCGCCACUCAGACUAGUUCCAGGUUACAUCCCUGUUUAUCCAGAGUCACAUGAAAUAUGCCGUGAAGUCCUGAGUUACACCUAGAAAGUGUUUUGUGAGGUCACACUGACCUUGAACUGAAAUUCCCUCGAGGCGUUGCCGGAGAUAUCACGUUCACAAGGCUAAAACUGAAUUUUGUGAGGUCACUGUUACCUUUGACCUUUCACCUUUC
Messenger RNA from Seriola dumerili (greater amberjack), 4722 nucleotides. It is a transcript of the gene mark1, whose product is annotated as serine/threonine-protein kinase MARK1-like. Gene Ontology annotation, biological process: protein phosphorylation; intracellular signal transduction; microtubule cytoskeleton organization. The transcript is spliced from 18 exons. The coding region runs from base 330 to 2576 and encodes 748 amino acids. The record is from RefSeq and is a predicted model, not a curated record. NCBI's taxonomy places the organism in Eukaryota, Metazoa, Chordata, Actinopteri, Carangiformes, Carangidae. Gene Ontology annotation, molecular function: tau-protein kinase activity; ATP binding; protein serine/threonine kinase activity. Gene Ontology annotation, cellular component: cytoplasm.